CAUUGCUAUAAACAUACUCCACACACACACACACACACACACACACACACAAGUGGUUUUCAUGAAAGUGUGUGUUUGUGAUAAUGUUGUGUUAGCUAUAGAGUUAGUAUAAGGUCAGUGUUCUCUGUCCUUGUGUUUCUUCAGUCCCUCUGACUCUGACAUACAGUAUAUCUGAUAUAUACACUUACUGUGCACUUUAUUAGGAAUACCUGUACACCUCUUGUGCACUUAUCGAAUCAGCCACUAACAUAGCAGCAGAAUCCACAAAAAGUCCUGCAGAUACAGAGAUUUGUGGCAUGGCUGUUGGUAUCAAAUGGGCUGGACUGAGUAUUUCAGAAACUGAUGAUCUCUCGAGCUUACACCGGUCAGUGUGAUAAACAAACAACACUGAAAGAUGAUUGUGUGUGUGGAAGCACCUUGCUGAUGCAUUGAUCAGAGAAUUAUCAGAGGAGAUCAGACUGGUCUGAGCUGUAAAGACAGAUAUAGUAACUCAGAUGAUCACUGUACAAGCAAGGUGGACAGAAAAGCAUCUCCUCAUGCACACAACACCAAGGUGGAUGAGCUACACCAGCAAUAGACCACCUCAGGUUCCUCUCCGGUCAUCCAAGAACCGGACUCUGAGGCCGUCAUGGGCACAGUCUCUCCCAGACUGGACUGGACUGGACUGGACUAUUUCCAGUCUUAAACUGUCCAGUUCUUUUGUUUGAAGCCACCCAUUUUUCAUGUGAUGACUCCAGGAUGACAUCAUGACAUUACUCCAGAAUGAUGUGACUGACAGGUGUUUCCUGUUGCUCAGGUGAGUCCUGUUAUUCAGACUGUUUAAACUAGUGAUAUGUCUGAAUGUCUCUUGGUUUGAGUUCCUGGGUUCCACUGUGUAGUUGUUGCUAAACUUAAGAAACCAACAUGAAGACCAGAGAGCUGUCUAUGGGAAAAAUAAAAGCUGCUGAAGCUGAGAAAAGAGAGAAGACAGAGCUACUGCACAAACCUCACCAAUGACCUCCACAGGGCAGGGUGUCAGGGUCCACUAUCCACCAGUGAAGAAGACUUUCAGAGCAGAAAUAUUGAGGCCAUACCACCAGAAUUCACAAGAGAUGAGCAACACAAGACCCCAGAUGAACCUCAGCCAGAGUGAAGAAACCAAGCAGGAGUUGGAGGAUCUCACAGCUGAUAUUAAGAAGACAGCCAAUAAAGUACGCUUAAAAUUAAAAGCAAUCGAGCAGAGCAUUGAACAGGAGGAGGUGAUGAACAGAUCAUCAGCAGACCUGCGAAUCCGCAAGACACAGCAUUCCACCCUGUCACGCAAGUUUGUGGAGGUUAUGACCGAAUACAACACGACGCAGUCCAAAUACAGAGAUCGCUGCAAAGACCGCAUUCAGAGACAGCUAGAGAUCACUGGAAGAACAACCACCAAUGAGGAGCUGGAGGACAUGCUGGAGAGCGGGAAACUCGCCGUCUUCACUGAUGAUAUUAAAAUGGACUCCCAGAUGACCAAGCAGGCCCUGAACGAGAUCGAGACUCGUCACACAGAGAUCAUCAAACUGGAGAACAGCAUCCGCGAGCUGCAUGACAUGUUUGUGGACAUGGCCAUGCUGGUGGAGAGUCAGGGGGAGAUGAUUGACAGAAUUGAGUAUAAUGUGGAACAUUCGGUGGAUUAUGUAGAGCGAGCUGUUUCUGACACCAAGAAGGCCGUUAAAUACCAGAGUCAGGCGCGCAAGAAGAAGAUCAUGAUCAUCAUCUGCUGUGUAAUCCUGGGCGUGGUCUUGGCGUCCACUAUCGGAGGAACUCUUGGCUUCUAGACUCAGCCAGCGCAGAGGGGGAGGAGCAGAUCCACCAGACGUAUAUAUAUAUAUAUAUCACAUCGCUAGGAGAUCCAGAAACUCCUGUCGGGUUAUAAAUCACAUAAAAACAAAAACACACCAAAAAAACUAAAGCUAACUAGUGGAGUAAUCAUAUCUGAGAGAGAAGAGCAGGAAAACAUCAAUAAAGCUUCUAUUCCCACACUGCACAUGUAAAUGUAAUGAAGAGGAGAAACAGCACAUGGUUCCAAAACCUGUACAAAUUUAAUGCUCUUCAUUUGCUUCUUCUUUUUGCUUUCUCUAGUUUUGUUUUUUUGUUUGUUUCUUUGUUUCUGUCUUUUUGUUCGGAAGCGAUUAAUUUUUUCGGGAAGUUUAUUCCAGGACAGCGUCGCCGGCUGUGUUUCAUUCGGACCUUUCGAGCGUACACUUCCUCUGGAGGGUAUGUCAGAAAUGACCCUGAAUUACAGUCCUGCUUUCGUCAGGAGGGACUCCCAUCCAUCGCCUCAUAAAACUCCCCAAUGUUUCCUUUCUCAGCAAGCCAAAAAAAAUAAAGUCUUUAAAAAUUGAGAUAAUGGGACGUAGAGGAGGACGCGAGCAUGCGGUCACGCUAGCGCACAUUUCUGACACGCCACCUGGAGAGACGUGUUCAACUAUGCAGCUUUCUUACACACACCAACCUGCUUUUAAUACGCUUUAAACUAGAGCCUAGAAAUAAUUAUAGAUGAAUUAUUUAACAAAAAUAAAACCUUAUAAAUAAAUGAUUGAUAUAAAUUUGAAUUCUAGGGAAUGUUCAGAGAUUAGCAUGUGAACAGAAUAAGUUAAUAUUUCAGUGAGGUAUGAUUUUGAUAUGCAACUCCACUGCAGCUUUAUUUUUAUUUGCAGAGUUAAACCCGCUGAAACACUUUUUAUUCAUCAUUUUGUGCAACUUAAUAACAAAGCCUUGUUUUGCUUUCCGUCACCGAGACAUUUAAACCAUGUUUUCGAUCCUAAAGACAGAUUUUCGGCUGCGUUUCAAAUUCUCGGCUGCACCCUACACUGGGAACCACAACCGCUCUUCCACCAGUCAGACCAGUGUCCACCGCCGCACUCUGUCCUGGACUUAUCGGUAUCUGUCGGAACAGGGAAGGCGCUGGUGUAUUAUUGGGCAUGUUUGUGGGUGGAGCUGACCAGCAGGUGAUUUAUGACUAUAUAUAUCUGUUGUGUUUCGUGUGGAGUCUAGGCUCGCGGUCACCUCCGGUCCGUUUCUUCUUUUCUUCCUCAAGCCCAGUACGAACUACUGAAGCCUUGCCAAAGACACUCUCUGAUUGGCUGAUGCAUGCACGCAUCAGCAUAAGUUCCGCCCCUUUGUGUUUCUGUAACAGAUGAUGGAACGAAACAUCCAUGAACACAUUCUUCUUUUGAUAUUAACGACAGUGGUGUGGUUUUUAGGAAAAAAGCAAAAUACCUCCACCCCCUAGCACCACCCAUAUCUGAAAAGACUCCGCCCCUUUUCAGUUAUCCUCACUAAAUCCCAUGUCAGGAUGCAGCUGCUAUGAAACCUUUAAAAAGUAAUUUUAUCUGGACUUUCGGGACGCAGCGACCGGGCAGUGAAACAUGUCCAGUUCCAUCAGGUGGUGAUUGAUCACCCAGCAGAAGCUUCGAGCUCCAGUUCACAUGGAGUGCACUCGAGUCCCUCCGUUCGAGACGCGACCCUCGCUCCGCUCUGCGCUACAGUGUGUAUGAUGAUAUUAGCGUGUGUGUGUGUGUUAGUGUAAUAUGGUGUGUGUUAUAUCUCACUGCAGCAUGGUUUAGUCAUGUGUGUGUGUCGAGUGUCUGAUCACGUACACGUUCGGGGUUAAUAUGCGCGUCGUCGUCGUCGCUCUUUAUUUUUACUCUUCGUUAAAAAGGCAUGCAGCGUCUGAUUGGUCGGUUUUUGCAUGAUGACUUAGUGAUCAAGUGCGCACUUUACAGUCCGAGAACACACACCGUCACGCGCUUCAGCUUCUUAACUUAAAGGCUGUGAAUGGGGUUUCUUUAUUAUACACACACACACACACACACACACAGCGAGUGUUAAAGCUGGAGGUCAAUAAGUGUGUAUGUGUCUGUGUGUGUGUGUGUGAGAGAGUGUGUGAGCGUGUAUGUGUGUGUGAGAGAGAGUGUGUGUGUGUGUAAUGAGACCCAGAGUGUUCUGCUAGCUUGGUCAUUGCUGAGCUGUUUAUUAACUGGACGAUCUCUCAGUGGUUUUUUGCUCGUUGCUGGUUUUUGCGCUUCUUCCUCACAGUAGAAUCUUUGCUCUCGUUGGUCACAGUGACGAUUCUUCUCACUUUCUCUCUGCUGAAACACACAGGAUAAGAAGAGUCAUGUGGGCGCUGACCUGGAGGAACGCUUUCUCACUCUUUACAAAUAUAUUUAUAUAUUUAUUUAUUUAUGUAUUUAUUUAACAAUCUUUUUUUGUAACUGACAGAUGAUUUCAGUCUCUCUGUUUUUUUGAGGUUGUUGAGAAAUUACACAGAAAUGUAAAAAAAAAGAGAGAAGCAUAAAAACAAGCUUUGAGAUUUUCAGCGACCUCAAGUGUUUAUUUUGGGUUUUCUGUCCCCGUCGUUUCCUCUUCAGUUCUUCUUCUCCGUAUUAUUUUUGUUUAUUAUUUAUUUCCUGGUCUGUGGGUGUGUCCGUGGAUUUUUCCCCACUCGGCUCUGGGGACAGUGUUCCUGCGCUCCGGUGUUUAUGAAGGAGUGCAGAGGAUAUUUAUAUCAUCACCUAUAUCUCAUAAUCGGAAAAAAAAAAACAAAUGAAAUAAAGUCCAGUGACGUUUUGCUUGGGGGAGGGGGGUUGAUGAUGAUGAUGAUGAUGAUGAUGAUGUGUGAUAAAUCUGAGGAAGUGGUGUUAAAUUAAGAGUCACAUUGAAUAUGGAAUGAGUGGAAUUUAGUCAAACUGAACUGGAUCUUUCUUUGUGUCUGUAAUUAUUGUAAAUAAUUUAAAGAGAGAUUAAAAAAAGACCUGCAUGUCUAUGUAUAAAAACAAUCUCAGCGGUUCCUGUCAAAGUUACGCUUCCGGGGUGGGUUUUUUCCGCCCGAGUUUCCGUCUCUCUCCGACUGCCUGCGGCUUUUAUUUUGAAGUCGAACUCGUUCUGGGUAAAAAUUCGAGGCAGAAACGUCAGGCAGUUUGUUUGAACCUAACAGGCUCAGGCGUCUCCCACGGAGACUCUGAGAAAAACGUGCUUCCUCCAUUUCUCUCACACAGGUGGAAACAGAAGUGCAGCGGGGGUCAAAGGUCACAGCUCGGUUCCAAGCUUUGGGAUGAAUGAACUCGGCGGUUUAGUGAAUUAGCAGCGUGACCAGCGAGACGCAGUUUUAGCCUUUAGAGGAUUAAUGAGCACUAAAUACUUUAAUUCUAGACCAACCAUCUGUUCUGCAAUAUUUCAUUUGAAAAUAAUAAAAUAUUUCGUUUGGAGGUGAAGGUCAGCCUCAUCUGGAAAGCUGUGAAGUCUUUCCUCUCCUUGGCCCUGACCCAGGGGUCAGUUAUUACUUGUCCAACUCUAUUCUUUCUGGAAUAAAACGCAGCACAGUGAAUCAGACCAGCAGCGUCCAGCAGAAAUCUGUGCAAUAAUCAGUAAAGGGCUUUUAAAACCUCCUGAAUAGGUUAAAGAACCCACCGACCGCAGGUGAACGAGUGAAAUGCCGCUGACCCGCCUGCACUUUUCCUUCCACCUGCGAAGGAAGAGACGGACAACAAUAAACCGGGCGGGAAAAAGGAUUGAGUUUAGAAGGAGGAAAAAUUAACGAGCUGCAAUUUUGACGGGAAUCACCACGUUGUGUCCUUUUUUUUCCCUGUGUGUGUAUGUGUGUGUACUGUAUUGUAUAAAAAGAAAAGACAGAAACAUGCUAUCUUUCCCUCUCUCCCUCUCUCUCUCUCUCUCUCUCUCUCUGUCUUUCUCUCUCUCUCGUACUACUGUUUGCUGUUCUGUUUAGUUAGUGUGACGUGCCAGUAUACCCUCUUGACCUUUGACCCCUGUGCCCGCACUCUUCUCCCCCCCCCCUCCAUGGAUCUUUAAGACGACGACUCUAUGCAGAUGCUGUCUUUUAUAAGUGUGUCAAAAAAUUUAAGUUUGAAAAGAAAAAAAAAAGAAAAAAGAGAAACCCCGUCCAACAGACAUUAUGAAAUGAAACAAAAUGAAUAAAGAAAAGCAUUGUUCAGUGUA
Messenger RNA from Hemibagrus wyckioides, 5976 nucleotides. It is a transcript of the gene stx1b, whose product is annotated as syntaxin 1B. Lineage: Eukaryota; Metazoa; Chordata; Actinopteri; Siluriformes; Bagridae. Gene Ontology annotation, molecular function: SNAP receptor activity; SNARE binding. The transcript is spliced from 8 exons. Gene Ontology annotation, cellular component: plasma membrane; SNARE complex; endomembrane system. Bases 993 to 1796 code for a protein of 267 amino acids. The record is from RefSeq and is a predicted model, not a curated record. Gene Ontology annotation, biological process: intracellular protein transport; exocytic insertion of neurotransmitter receptor to postsynaptic membrane; vesicle fusion.